CGCGUCGCGAGCACGGCUUUUGACAGACGGUGUGCCUCCCCACCGUGCUUUGCCGACUUGCCGCCCCAUUCUAGGGAUCUGGCAUAGAAGUUCUCAAUACCUUGUGAGCGACACUCUUCCUGCAUGGAAAUAUGACAACCAUGGAUGGCGGCCCAGCAAGAGAAGAUUCCAAAUUCUUGGAGCCCGUGGCCCCACAGCCAUCCAGCUUUGUUUUUUCAAACGAUGAGGCGAUGGAAGACGCGGAGUGUGGAAGGGAAGAAGAAUGGGACGAAUCUCUAUUCCAGUCUGACGCAGAUCGACUCGGGGGACUGAUGGCCUCUCGACCGGGGCUUUCAGCACCGGCUGCCCGCUCUGCCUCCGCGACACGCAAGACUUUGAUGCGCAUCAAUGUUCGGGCUGGCGCACCAUUAAUAAUGGGUCAGUACAAAACGUCUACUCUUGCAGUCUUGGCUCGUCGUAUGCAGGAUAUCCAUCGAUCCGUAUUCAGUAACAGUGAUGGACCAGAAACACCUGAGGAAAACGAUAAAAAAUUUUGGGAAAAUUUGCUCCUGGAAGAUUAUGAAAACAUCUGGGGCUUCAAUCAGCGGGAGACUGCGAAAUCCCGUUUUGUGACAAGCUGAGCUCCUAUAGUGUUAGUAUAAGAGGAAUUCCCAAGGGACAAACCUUGUACUAGGUUUAUGUUAGCGGAUAGGCUAGGCUGGACUAGCGGGUAAUUAACAAGGAUAAAGGGGUUUGUU
This is a messenger RNA of Trichoderma harzianum CBS 226.95, 737 nucleotides long. RefSeq lists its product as hypothetical. NCBI's taxonomy places the organism in Eukaryota, Fungi, Ascomycota, Sordariomycetes, Hypocreales, Hypocreaceae. The transcript has a single exon. The coding region runs from base 141 to 620 and encodes 159 amino acids. The record is from RefSeq and is a predicted model, not a curated record.